AUGACCACCCAUCUUCCCUCUCCUCCUCCUCCCGAAUGGGUCCUCACGACGUCAUCUUCGCGCGGCCACAAAGGGCCCGAGAGGUGGCCGUCCAAACCAGGUCCGCUCCAUAUCCGACCCGUCGGAGGCCAGUUGGCUUCAUCCAAAUCGCCCGCGGAAGGCGCACAACCUCCCCCACCCACUCGGGUCCCUGACUCGCGUGGUCGCACGAUGAUUGACGGCCCUACAGGCGAUCCGACCGACGGCCGGGACGAUCAGCCUCUGCCUCCCUUUUUCCCGUCCUCCUCGCUGGUGACUUGUCCUCGUCGAGCCCUGGGCCCUACUCGGUGCCAAAUCCACAUCCACAACCCCGUCUUCCGUCGUGAGAGGAGGACACACCGGGCAGGCAGAGUAGGAGAGUCCCACCCCGGCAGAGUGGGAGUCUUCCGGGAGAGAGAGAACAUGUCGGAGAGGACAGAGGAGGAGGGGGAAGACAUAUGA
Molecule: messenger RNA, 480 nt
Organism: Penicillium diatomitis
Lineage: Eukaryota; Fungi; Ascomycota; Eurotiomycetes; Eurotiales; Aspergillaceae
Exons: 1
Coding region: 1-480 (159 amino acids)
Source: RefSeq, a predicted model, not a curated record